GCUGCCCGAGGUGUAGUUUAACCUUGGGCUGAUUGUGGGUUACGCGUGCUGCUGGUGCUGCUAUUUGUUGAUUCUUUUCGCACUCGCCUACUAAUUCAGAACGUACGAAACUAUCGAAGUGUUGACAUAAUGUGGCGGUUUGUACUUGCAUUCUCGGUAUUGUGUGUUUCCCAGAAUUAUGCAAGCACUGUGACGAUAUCAGUCUACUAUGAAAGUCUCUGUUCUGAUAGUGUGAAAUUUUUCAAAGAGCAGCUCGGAAUAACCCACGAUUCAUUUGAAGGAAAGGUGGAGGUGGACUUGAUACCUUUCGGAAAAGCAAAUUUCACGAAAGAAGAUGGAAACUAUACUUUCACUUGUCAGCAUGGAGAACUUGAGUGUCACGGGAAUAAAGUGCAUUCCUGUGCUUUGAAACUGGGGACUGGAAGCAAUGGAACUCAAUUUGUAAUGUGUGCUAUGAACUCUUCGGAUGCUAGUGAUGAUAAAAAUUUGAAGAAAGUAAGUGUUCGUCAAGAAGUAAUAAUCUUUCGUGAUUUUUUCUUCAUAUAUUUGAAAAUUUAUUUUCCGCAACUGAAAAAACGCAACAAAACUAUUCAACUGACGCUACCUCAGUUGGUGUGAUUGUCAUUGGAAAGU
Leptinotarsa decemlineata (Colorado potato beetle) is the source of this 633-nucleotide messenger RNA. Its product is annotated as gamma-interferon-inducible lysosomal thiol reductase-like protein. The record is from RefSeq and is a predicted model, not a curated record. Gene Ontology annotation, molecular function: oxidoreductase activity, acting on a sulfur group of donors, disulfide as acceptor. NCBI's taxonomy places the organism in Eukaryota, Metazoa, Arthropoda, Insecta, Coleoptera, Chrysomelidae.